UGUCCUUCCUUUACACGCGUGUGGUGGUUGUAGAUGGCUUCACGUAAAGAUUCUGGUUCAGUAGCUAGCGCCGUAAUGGCUUCUACGGGCGGCACUUUGGACUCUCCUGUCAAACAGAUCCAAAUUGAAGGACUGGUGGUGCUGAAGAUUAUCAAGCACUACCAGGAAGAGGGCCAGGGCAGUGAGGUGGUUCAGGGCGUCCUGCUGGGCCUGGUAGUCGACGACCGGCUGGAGAUCACCAACUGCUUCCCCUUUCCCCAGCACACUGAGGAUGAUGCAGACUUCGAUGAAGUCCAGUACCAGAUGGAGAUGAUGCGUUCUCUGCGUCACGUCAACAUUGACCAUCUGCAUGUGGGCUGGUACCAGUCCACCUUCUAUGGCUCCUUUGUCAGCCGAGCGCUGCUUGACUCCCAGUUCAGCUACCAGCACGCCAUUGAAGAGUCAGUUGUGCUCAUCUAUGGGCCUAUAAAGACAGCCCAAGGCUCCCUGUCCCUCAAGGCUUACAGGCUUACUCCAAAACUCAUGGAGAUCUGCAAAGAGAAAGAUUUCACACCUGAGGGCUUGAAGAAGGCAAACAUCGGCUUCGAGCAUAUGUUCGAGGAGGUGCCCAUUAUCAUUAAGAAUUCCCACCUCAUCAACGUACUGAUGUGGGAGCUGGAGGACAAGUCCACCGUCGCAGACAAGCACGAAUUGCUCAACCUCUCAAGCAGCAACCACUUGGAGAAAAGCCUUCAGCUUCUGAUGGACAGAGUGGAUGACAUGAGCCAAGACAUUGUCAAAUACAACACCUACAGCCGCAACCUGAGUAAGCAGCAGCAGCAGAAGCACCAGUACCUCCAGAGGCGGCAGCAGGAGAACGCCCAGCGACAGAGCAGAGGGGAGCCCCCGCUGCCUGAGGAGGACAUCAACAAAAUGUUCAAGCCCCCCCAGCCUCCACCACGCAUGGACACACUGCUUAUUGCAGGGCAAAUUAACAACUACUGCCAGAAUGUGAAGGAGUUCACCUCGCAGAACCUCGGGAAGCUGUUCAUGGCCGAGGCUCUCCAAGGCCACAACUAGAGGAGAGGUGACAGGGUGAAGAAUCUGUGAGAGCGGGAAAGAGAGUACACAGGGGGGUAACAAACGAGAGAUGCAAAACCACUGGGCCAGUUUGUUUUCUAAGAAUUUAUUCCUUGUUUCUAUGCCUGACCCAUUCUUGGAUACAAAAUUGUCUUUGAAGAUCUCUUGAUUUUGAUUGAAAUAAAAGUCUUGCAUCUCUACAUCUUC
Seriola dumerili (greater amberjack) is the source of this 1266-nucleotide messenger RNA. RefSeq names its product eukaryotic translation initiation factor 3 subunit H (gene eif3h). Gene Ontology annotation, cellular component: eukaryotic 43S preinitiation complex; cytosol; eukaryotic translation initiation factor 3 complex. Bases 34 to 1059 code for a protein of 341 amino acids. Gene Ontology annotation, molecular function: translation initiation factor activity; metallopeptidase activity; protein binding. The transcript is spliced from 8 exons. The record is from RefSeq and is a predicted model, not a curated record. Lineage: Eukaryota; Metazoa; Chordata; Actinopteri; Carangiformes; Carangidae.